Messenger RNA from Zygosaccharomyces rouxii, 864 nucleotides. RefSeq names its product inorganic diphosphatase IPP1 (gene IPP1). The record is from RefSeq and is a predicted model, not a curated record. Lineage: Eukaryota; Fungi; Ascomycota; Saccharomycetes; Saccharomycetales; Saccharomycetaceae. The transcript has a single exon. Bases 1 to 864 code for a protein of 287 amino acids. Gene Ontology annotation, cellular component: cytoplasm; nucleus. Gene Ontology annotation, biological process: phosphate-containing compound metabolic process. Gene Ontology annotation, molecular function: inorganic diphosphate phosphatase activity; magnesium ion binding.
AUGAGUUACACCCCAAGACAAGUCGGUGCCAAGAACACUCUUGACUACAAAGUCUUUUUGGAAAAGAACGGUAAGCCCGUUUCUCCAUUCCACGACAUCCCACUUUACGCCGAUGAAGAGAAACAAAUCUUUAACAUGGUUGUGGAAAUUCCACGUUGGACUAACGGUAAGUUGGAAAUCACCAAGGAAGAACCAUUGAACCCAAUUAUUCAAGACACCAAGAAGGGUAAAUUGAGAUACGUUAGAAACUGUUUCCCACACCACGGUUACAUUCACAACUACGGUGCCUUCCCACAAACUUGGGAAGAUCCAAAUGUCGUCCACCCAGAAACUAAGGCUGUUGGUGACAACGACCCAGUUGAUGUUUUGGAAAUUGGUGAAACCAUUGGUUACACUGGUCAAGUUAAACAAGUUAAAGUUCUUGGUAUCAUGGCUCUUUUGGAUGAAGGUGAAACUGACUGGAAGGUUAUUGCUAUCGAUGUUAACGAUCCAUUGGCUCCAAAGUUGAACGAUGUUGAAGACGUCGAAAAAUACUUCCCAGGUCUAUUGAGAGCUACUAACGAAUGGUUCAGAAUUUACAAAAUUCCAGAUGGUAAGCCAGAAAACCAAUUUGCAUUCUCUGGUGAAGCUAAAAACAAGAAAUACGCUCUUGACAUCGUUAGAGAAACCCACGAAUCUUGGAAACAAUUGAUUCACGGUAAGGUUUCCGACAACAAGGGUAUUGCAUUGACUAACACUACUGUUACCGAUUCCCCAACUUACUCAGCUACCGCUGCUUCUGAAGUUCCAGCAGCUUCUCCACAAGAAGAUGCUCCAGUUGACAAGUCUAUUGACAAGUGGUUCUUCAUCUCUGGUUCCGCUUAA